CUGAUCUUCCUUGAGGAAGAGCGUGAUCUUGGUUCCUCUGCCCAGCUGCUCUCCUCCAUCAUCCCUGGUAACGGUGAAAGACCCACCAGCCUGCGACUCCCAGACGUACUGUUCGUCGUCAUUGUGCUUUGUCGUCACAACAACUUUCUCAGCCACCAGAUAAGCAGAGUAAAACCCCACACCGAACUGACCAAUCAUGCUCACGUCGGCCCCAGCCUGCAGUGCCUCCAUGAACUCCUUAGUUCCUGACCUCGCAAUUGUCCCCAAGUUGUUCACCAAGUCUGGAAAUUGAAGAGGCCACAACUCAAUUCAAUUCAAAUCGAUGCAAUUACAGAAGUAACAGAGAGAAAGGUUCGUCACAAACAAAUCCAUACCUGCUUUAGUCAUGCCAACGCCACUGUCAAUAAUAGAGAGGGUCUUGUUGGCUUUGUCAGGAACAAGCCUGAUGAACAGCUCUGGUUGAGCAUCCAGCUUGCUCUUGUCCGUUAAGCUCUCGUAUCGAAUCUUAUCCAACGCCUGCACAGACCCAGUUAAAAUCUCAGUCACAAAGCCAAAGCCCAAAAGAAACCCCGAAAAUACAACAUAACCGAACCAAAUAGAAUCACAGUAUCAUUAUCAGAGAUUCAAAACCACGCUACGUACGUCAGAAGCAUUGCUGAUGAGCUCGCGGAGGAAGAUCUCCUUGUUGCUGUAGAACGUGUUGAUGAUGAGACUGAGAAGCUGGUUGAUCUCUGCCUGGAAUGCGAAGGUCUCCACAUCUCCCAUCUGCACAUCCGCCAUUGCUAAUGCACGCACAGGAAUUCGAAGCGAAGAGAAUCUAGUGAUCGGAAACAGGGAAUCCGAAACGAAGAGAUUUAUUGACCAGAUUGAGAAUUUAGGAAUCUUAUUCAGAUGAAGGGAGAUGGAAAUCAGAAGGGCUAUUUGUAGCGAAGAGAGGAAGAGGUUCUAGCGAAUUCGAAUGUCGUGUAGUUCGCUUCAUGGGAAGGAUUGCUCAGCCAUGGAAUGGGCUAUCGCGCUUCUGGAAUUUUCUAUGUUCGUUUCUUGUUCUUCUUCUUCUUUUGAUUAACCAUUAGCGUGGUUUUGGGAUCGAGAAGGUUCUUCUGUUCGUUGCUGUCUCGAAUGUUCUUCUCCAUGGAAAAAGGCUGUAUGAUCCUCUUGUAUCUCUUGGAAACAUAUCUGGCCCUGCGGCAGCAUGCUGCAUUAAAAUUGCCAAUGCUUCCAGUGGUUCUUCAAGGCAUAAUACGCCCAGAAAAGUUCAAGAAAUCUAGAUCUUAUAUGAUCAAACAGAGCUACCUCCAUGUUGUGCGUGAAACUGCAACGGUACUGGUGGACUGCAUGAUAUUGUUGCAUAGGAUACUACCCUGGUUAUGGAAGAUGUCUGGAAGCUUUCUGGGAUACAUUGGCCUGAAUGCAGAGAAUGAAAUCCUUCAUACACUUUCCUUCUUAAUGGUUGUCAUGAUAUGGUCUCAGAUUUUUGAAUUGCCAUUUUCACUGUACUCAACUUUCAUGAUUGAGGCUCGCCAUGAUUACAAUGGACAAACAUUAUCGCAAUUUUUUAAGGACUUGUUCAUAGGAUUAGGCAUUUGUAGCUUAUUUGGAGCACCUGUUGCUGCUGCGAUCAUACUUAUAAUACAGAGAGGAGGUUGUUGCCUGGUUAUCUAUUUGUGGGCAUUUUCCUUCCUAGCAUCUGUUGCACUGACAACUGUGUACCCUCUUCUUAUAGCUCCUCUAUUCAACAAGUUCACCCCUCUCCCUAAUGGGGAACUCAGAACAAAAGUUGAGAAUCUUGCCCACUCACUGAAUUUUCCUCUAAAGGAUAUCUUUCUAGCUGAUGGAUCCAGGAGGUCAACACAUAGCAAUGCCUAUAUGUAUGGAUUUUUCAAAAAGAACAUUGUCCUCGAUGAUACAUUGACUAAGCAGUGCAAAGACACAGGAGAAGUUGUUGCCAUUAUUGCCCAUGAAAUGGGACAUUGGAAACUCCAUCACACAAUUUAUGCAUUUUUCCGAUUGCAAGUCCUUGCACUCUUGCAAUUUGGAGUUUUUGACCUUGUGAGGAAGUCAAGUUAUAUGUUUCAAACUUUUGGCUUUGACACACAACCCAUAAUUAUUGGGUUCUUCAUUUUUCAGCAUGUGGUAAUGCCUGCCCAACGCCUACUCAGCUUCGGUAUGAAUCUCUUAAGCAGAUAUUCAGAAUUUGAGGCUGAUGCUUUUGCUAAGAACCUUGGCCAUGGGACUGCUCUUCGAGCAGCUCUUGUGAAUCUUCAGGAGCAAAACUUGUCAGCAGUGAACACAGAUCCAUGGUACUCAGCUUAUCAUUAUCCUCAUCCCCCACUGGCUGAAAGACUAGCAGCACUCAAUGAGAUGGAUAAGAAGUUGGCAUGAAAGAAAUGUGGGACUGGUUUAAUUAUCUUAGAGGCUACUCCACAGAUUCAAAGGGUGUUGCACACCACAGUACCAUCUUUUCUCGUUGAUGCCCCACAGAUAGGCUCAGUUGGCACAAUGGUAAAGUUUCGUGCUUUCAAAGGUCCGAGUCUUGAGAGCAGCUGAUUUGAGCAAAACUAUAAAAUUUGGAAUUAGUUGUAAAUCAUCUUCAGACUUGCUUAUCAGAGUUGUUUCUAGAUAAUGGCCUCUACACCAAAGGCUUGGGGAUGAUAAAUAUUUUGACUCAAAAUUAAAUGUAUUUGCUAAUAAAAUAAUUGUUAAUGUACUAGAGUUCUUUGUGGCCAAAA
Messenger RNA from Malania oleifera, 2729 nucleotides. RefSeq names its product CAAX prenyl protease 1 homolog. The coding region runs from base 1120 to 2382 and encodes 420 amino acids. Gene Ontology annotation, biological process: CAAX-box protein processing. Gene Ontology annotation, molecular function: metalloendopeptidase activity. The record is from RefSeq and is a predicted model, not a curated record. The transcript has 14 exons. Lineage: Eukaryota; Viridiplantae; Streptophyta; Magnoliopsida; Santalales; Ximeniaceae. Gene Ontology annotation, cellular component: endoplasmic reticulum membrane.